AUGAGAGUGGCAACGAGAGGCUGCUUUCUGGCUCGUAGAACGUUCCGGAUGGUCUUCCCGAAAGAAGGAGAAGAUGCAGUCAACGUCCACACGCGAAGUCAACCGAACCACAACCGCACGAGAAACGCGGCCGCAGAACUGAGAGCGCACAAAUAUCGAUCGGAAAUAUGUACCGCUCUCAUCCAACUCUUGGUGCUACAUCUUAUUGUUCGUCAGGCACUCAUAUUUUGCAAAGGUGGAAAACAAAAAGGUACAACGUCAGAAACACCGCCGAAAUCGGCACCCGAAGGCAGACCUCCUGGUGAAGCGUUGCCGGCUGGUGCUACACCACCGGCAGCACCUGCGGCACCUCCGCAGGCUCCAGCUCCACCAACUCCGGCUCCACCAGCCCCAGCUCCGCCAGCAGCGGGUCCUCCUCCUCCAGCUGCAGCUCCGGUUCCACCCCCUGCACCAGCUGGCGACAACAACUAUGAAGAUCUACAUGUCGGAGAUAAUCCUCCUCCUCCACCACCUCCUUAA
Messenger RNA from Necator americanus (New World hookworm), 519 nucleotides. RefSeq lists its product as uncharacterized. The coding region runs from base 1 to 519 and encodes 172 amino acids. The record is from RefSeq and is a predicted model, not a curated record. The transcript is spliced from 4 exons. NCBI's taxonomy places the organism in Eukaryota, Metazoa, Nematoda, Chromadorea, Rhabditida, Ancylostomatidae.